Messenger RNA from Diabrotica balteata, 438 nucleotides. The record is from the annotation of a GenBank genome assembly. NCBI's taxonomy places the organism in Eukaryota, Metazoa, Arthropoda, Insecta, Coleoptera, Chrysomelidae.
AUGUUACACCACUACAACUAUUCGACGUCUCUGAGUCACUUUCUUAGUUAUCACCAGCUCGAGGAUCGUUUGAACGACAAUGAUCAACAAACUCAGAACUUAUGCGACGAUCUUUCGCAAGACGAGGACGCCAGAUGUAGGAGUAACUCCUCUGCCAGCAAUAAGUCCUUUACGAUAGCAGCCAUUUUAGGACUUAAAAACGAUAAUAAACAUUUAGGUAAUCCUGUAGGUUCUGCUACGGAUCUAAGUGUCGUGAACCUAUCGACGGGAGGUGACCGAAGCAAUGGGCUUAUUUCCAGUUGCACCAGGUUACAACUUCCGGUACACGUCACUGGAGUUCCCGGCACAGCCCCUCCUGGGGGGCACUUCGCACCCACGAAUCCCUCGGCCGUGGGUCAGGGAUGCCCCCCGGCUAGGCACAACAGUGAGUAUGUCUGA